This is a messenger RNA of Capronia epimyces CBS 606.96, 765 nucleotides long. Its product is annotated as proteasome subunit alpha type-6. NCBI's taxonomy places the organism in Eukaryota, Fungi, Ascomycota, Eurotiomycetes, Chaetothyriales, Herpotrichiellaceae. Gene Ontology annotation, biological process: ubiquitin-dependent protein catabolic process. Bases 1 to 765 code for a protein of 254 amino acids. The record is from RefSeq and is a predicted model, not a curated record. Gene Ontology annotation, cellular component: cytosol; proteasome core complex; nucleus. The transcript is spliced from 5 exons.
AUGUCAGGGAGCGCGGGCUAUGACCGACACAUUACUAUCUUCUCAGACCAGGGCCGGUUAUAUCAAGUUGAAUAUGCCUUCAAGGCCAUCACAGCCGCCAACAUAACUUCAGUAGGAGUACGCGGGAAGGAUUGCGCAGUUGUUCUCUCUCAAAAGAAAGUGCCGGACAAGUUGAUUGAUCCCUCCUCUGUCUCUCAUGUCUUCAAGAUCUCGCCCUCCGUGGGAUGUGUUAUGACUGGCUCGAUAGCAGAUGCUCGGGCAUCAGUCGACCGGGCUAGAGGAGAAGCGGCAGAGUUCAGAUACAAGAAUGGUUACGAGAUGCCUUGCGAUGUGUUGGCUAAACGAUUGGCAAACAUCAACCAAGUCUACACACAACGGGCGUACAUGCGACCACUCGGCGUGGCUACAACCUUGAUCUCGGUCGACGAAGAGUUCGGCCCCCAACUAUACAAAUGCGAUCCUGCUGGGUACUAUGUGGGCUACAAAGCGACGGCGUCUGGGCCUAAGCAGCAAGAGGCGCUCAAUCAUCUGGAGAAGAAGCUGAAGAACAAGGAACAUGCUCCCGGCAGCUGGGAGGAAGUGGUGGAACUUGGAAUCAGCACUCUCAGCACUGUUCUGAGCGUUGAUUUCAAGAAAGGCGAAUUAGAGAUUGGCAUCGUGGGUGGGCCCAAGAACGACGGGAGUGAAGGCACCCAUAGGGAUUUCAGAACCCUAACAGAGGAUGAAAUCGAGGACCGACUUCAAGCCAUCGCGGAACGGGAUUGA